AUGCAAACAUAAGUAUAUGAGGGCUUGUGUGAAAAUUAUUUUUCCCUUGCUUACAUUCAAACUGCUUCUCUUGGACAUACUGGCUUUUCUUUCUUUCUUCUCUUUCUUGUGGAUAUUAUGGCUAAUAACACAACAAGUUUAGGGAGUCCAUGGCCAGAAAACUUUUGGGAGGACCUUAUAAUGUCCUUCACUGUAUCCAUGGCAAUUGGGCUUGUCAUGGGAGGAUUUAUUUGGGCCCUGUUUGUUUGUCUUUCUCGAAGAAGAGCCAGUGCUCCCAUCUCACAAUGGAGUUCAAGUAGGCGAUCAAGGUCUUCCUACACCCAUGGCCUCAACAGAACUGGAUUUUAUCGCCACAGUGGCUGUGAACGUCGAAGCAACCUUAGCUUGGCCAGUCUCACUUUUCAGCGGCAAGCUUCCCUGGACCAAGCAAAUUCUUUUCCAAGAAAAUCAAGCUUCAGGGCGUCUACGUUCCACCCCUUUCUGCAAUGUCCACCACUUCCUGUGGAAACUGAUAGCCAGCUGAUGACCCUCCCUUCCUCCAGUACCUCUCCCACCAUCACUGCCUCCCACAGUCUGAGCCGUCCUGAUUUCCACUGGUCCAGUAGUAAUCUUCGAGGCAGCCUUGCAACACCACCACCACCCGCCUAUGAGUCUAUCAUCAAGGCAUUCCCUGAUUGCUGAGUAGGGUGCUUUCAUUGUUUAAUUGUUAUGUUUUUCUCACUUUUUUUAUUGAAAGGAAAUCAUAAAUAGGCCAAACAAUUUUGAGGGAGUGGCCCAAGUCACUGAUGAGUUUCCACAUUUAAAUAUUCUGUGUAAGUUGGACAUUACAAUGUAAACCAUCUUGUUUGAACACAUUUUUACAUAUGUUUCACAAAAACGUUGUAUUUUCUCAAACAGUUAAGUAUUUAUGUAUUUUGUAUUCAAUGUGGGGCUUAUCAAAGAUAGUGAUUCUAAUGCAAGAAUCAGUUAUAAUGUUGUCUAUACAAUUGUCCCUUGGCAUCCACAGGGAAUUGGUUCCAGGACUGCUGGAGAAUAUCAAAAUCCAUGAAUAAAGCUUACAACUCUUAUAUAAAAUGGCAUAGUAUUUGCAUAUAACCUAUGCACACAAGCGCAUAUGCUUUAAAUCAUCCCUGGAUUACUUAUAAUAGCAAAUAUGAUGUAAAUAGCCAUUGCACUGUGCUUUUAAGGGAAUAACCAUAAGGGGAAAAGUCUAUACAUGUUAAGUAUAGACACAGUUUUUCCCCAAAUAUUUGCAAUCCAAGAUUGGUUAAAUACAAUUGAUUGAGUCUGUUGAUUUAGAACUUGAAGAUGUAAGUGGAUGGUUUUAUUUCAGGUUAGAAUAAAACUUUAGACAACUGUGGUUUAAAAUUCUCAUUCACUUAUCAUAUAACUGUAAAGAGAAAAGAAAUCAUUUUUUUAAAAAAAAUCUUCUAAGGAAAUUUAACUCUUCUUUCUUUAGGAUGACAAGUGAACCAUAUUAAAGUUUUUUGUUUAAAAUUUUUUAUUUAUGUAAGGUGAACAGGUUUCAUAUAUACAGAUUUAAGAGUAUAAUGAUAACUUCCCAUCUUUUUCUCCUCCUGCCCACUCACCCACUUUAUCUGGAGAUCUUCGCUUGCAACUUUGCAGAAAAAUAACUACAAGUCAUUUGGAGAUGGUCUGUUAUAGAAAUAGAUGUUACAGUCAUGAAGAAUUCUCCAUCUGGAGUGAUUCUUAACUCUCAGUCAUCAUUUCUUGUUUGCUUCUUUAUAAAUUUGAAUUUCAGGUUUUCUGAAAAAUCUUUGUAUAAUGAUUGUACUAUGUCAUGUGGUUGGUGCAGUGAGUGGCUAUUCUUAUUCAAAAAAAAGCUUGAGGUUCUUUUCUGAUAUAGCAAACACUUACCUUAUGUUGCUGUUUAUUUCUCUGAACAUUGAGAUUUUCUGAGAAGAAAAUGUAAUUUCAUUUUGGCUUCUACAAUGCUGUGGUCACAGCUAAUAAUGUCUGAAUAUGGCUCAAGAAUAUAAUUUUAUUUUUACAUAGUAAGAGCUGCAUAUAGCGUUUUCUUUUGACUUUCAUUUAGGUUAUAUUACCCAUCAUUCUUCAAAGACAGCUAUUCUUAUCAAUGUCUUUGGAUAGAUGCUCUCUACAUAUAAAGAAAACAAAGGAAAAAAAAGGAAGAAUGAACAGAAGUAAAGAAGGCAGGAAGGGGAAAACAUCACUAGCAGGAUAACUUGUUAAAAAUUGGUUGUAACAAGGAAAUUAUUUAGCAAUUGUCAUAUAGUCAAAUAAGAUUUCAAGAGAGCGUUAACUUAGGGACAAAUCUACUUUUGACUUGUAUGUGAUCCUUAAUGUGAAACAUGAGAAGUAAACAAAGUCGAUGUUUCUUCCUUAGAAUUUAAAUUCAGAGUAAAACCUGCUUUUUAUCUCUCAAGUGAGGGAAAUGAAACCAAAAAUCCUCUGGUGCAUUUAACUAUAUGGGAGAAUUGUGCUGCUCCCUUUACUUAUAAAACUGUAAAAAUGAGUACUUUGUAAAUAUUGUGCAGUGUAUGAAACAUGAAAUUAAAGCAAAAACCAGAGACUUCGAAAAUUGUAUUUG
Molecule: messenger RNA, 2572 nt
Organism: Lepus europaeus (European hare)
Lineage: Eukaryota; Metazoa; Chordata; Mammalia; Lagomorpha; Leporidae
Gene: MYCT1
Product: MYC target 1
Exons: 2
Cellular component (GO): nucleoplasm
Source: RefSeq, a predicted model, not a curated record